CGACCAGAGACGAGGGGUGGAGGAAGUGGCGUCUCCUUGCCGCAACUGGUAGGGGGUUGGUCUGAAUCGCUGUCAUGGCCUCUGCUGAGGGAGAGAGCGGUUCAGCACCGCCCGCCGUUUCCGCCUUCCGGGGGGAUUCGUCGGGAGAGCCGGUCGGAGAGAUCUUGAGAGAAUCGCUGCGCUCGCUGCCUAAGUUGGUGGGGCAGCUUAAUCUUGGAGAAGAUGUGGUGAAAAUUAACAUCGACUGGAGCAAGCUUCAACAUGCAUCACCAUUUCAACCCACAUUGCUCUUUACUGCUUUGCAGCAGCAUAUUUCAGCUUUACAGCCAUUUAUAGAGAAACUCCAGUCUUUAAUUAAAGAAGAAAGCACUGCACUGGUUACUGAUUCCAGUAAGACAGAAGACAGAAAGUGUGAGACUAAUUCAAAUGUAACUGAUAAAGAAUUGCAAAUGGAAGAGAAAAGCAUGGCCUGUGGUUCUGCAAAUGUGAAAAUGUCUCAUGUUGAUUUUGACCCAGAAGUAGUCCAAAUAAAGGCUGGAAAAGCUGAAAUUGAAAGACGAAUAUCAGCCUUCAUUGAAAGGAAACAAGCUGAGAUCAAUGAAAACAACGUCAGGGAAUUUUGCAAUGUUAUUGAUUGUAAUCAGGAAAAUAGCUGCGCUAGGACUGAUGCCGUGUUCACACCUUACCCAGGAUUCAAAAGUCAUGUGAAGGUUUCCCGCGUUCUAAAUACCUAUGGCCCUCAGACUAGAAGUGAAGGUGCUUUUGGGUCCAGUCAUAAAAGUAACAAUACCCCUCAUGACUGUGGGAAUCAGGCUGUAGAAGAGAGACUACAGAACAUUGAAGCUCACCUAAGGUUACAAACAGGUGGACCAGUGCCAAAAGAUAUUUAUCAAAGGAUAAAAAAACUUGAAGAUAAAAUUCUUGAACUGGAAGGAAUGUCUCCUGAAUAUUUUCAGUCUGUGAAUUUGUCUAGCAAAAGAAGAAAAGCCCAGCAAACCCAAAACUAUUCUUUGGCUGAACUUGAUGAGAAGAUCAAUGCACUUAAGCAAACAAUCCUGAGAAAAACAAAUGAAGGGAGGCCCAGUGUGGUUGAUCAGCUUCUCUGAGUACAGCAAUGUGACUUCAGUAUGCUUUCAUGUGUACUUAACUCCUUCAGACUGUCUGAGUACUGUUUAUCUAAGCACUGUGGUAAAGAAAAGAAACAGUGCAUAUGAAUUCAUCUUAAUCUUAUUGGAUAUCUAAACCAAGUGAGUUUCUUUGUUGUUCAAAAUGAAGAAUGUUUUGGAAAUAGGAUUGUAAAUAUUUAUUUCCUUCUAUUGGAAAGGUGGAUCUGUACAACUGUUAAUAAAAGAAAUUUUAGCUUUCCAGAUGAAAGUAACCCUAUGUUUUGUAUGUGGUGUCCACUGAUCAGAAAACUGCCCCUUGCAGUGCAGUUCUGUCAAAACAUGUGAAAUGUUCAUAUAAAUAGUGUAAAAAAUGAGAGACAGAAAUAAAGACUUGGUUCAUUUACUUGCACAUGUGGUCUCCUAAUGGAGAUGGCAGUAGAAUAUUUCACAAGUUAUUACUGAGGGCCUAUAGAGGUAAUCCAUAUAACUAUUUUAGGGAGCAAAUUGACAACAGUAAAUGAUUACCUUCAAAGGUUUAAAUGGAGCCAGCAGACCUUCCAAUUUCACUCUGUGAAAUGCUGGGCCCAAAGUUUUCGAGUUAUCUUGUCAUGAGGACCUUUCACUCAAGAUGCCAGACCUGAAGCUGUGAAGGACUUCUACAGGCAACAUGUAUACUCCUUUAGCUCGCCUGUAAGUAGGGAAAAGUAAAACAUAAUUAUCUCUACAGUUAAGUGGAUCUUCAUGGAGAGUAAGUAUACCAAAAUUGCCAGUAUCCAUUUCAUAACCUGGCUUUUUGGCAGCAAAAGUUUUGUGUUCUAAACAAGGUCCUCUGCUAUUGCCUCAAAGUAACUAACUAGGCAACUGAAUGAACCAGUGCCCCUGUGUUCUUCCAGUGGGGAUAGAGUAAUCGAGCUCCAGUAUAUUUGUCACAAGAUGUGGGUAAGAUAAACUAUUUGAAGCUACAAUGCUCAUUGACAUCUGAACUGAAAAUUCAAGGAGGGAAAGGAAAUUGUAAAUAGAGAAACUAUAUGAGCUAUAGAUAAUUAGUUAAUAAAGAGGGUAUUUUCGGACUGA
Pogona vitticeps (central bearded dragon) is the source of this 2180-nucleotide messenger RNA. RefSeq names its product MAP3K12 binding inhibitory protein 1 (gene MBIP). NCBI's taxonomy places the organism in Eukaryota, Metazoa, Chordata, Lepidosauria, Squamata, Agamidae. The record is from RefSeq and is a predicted model, not a curated record.